Molecule: messenger RNA, 895 nt
Organism: Vigna unguiculata (cowpea)
Lineage: Eukaryota; Viridiplantae; Streptophyta; Magnoliopsida; Fabales; Fabaceae
Product: DNA-directed RNA polymerase II subunit 4
Biological process (GO): DNA-templated transcription initiation
Cellular component (GO): RNA polymerase complex
Molecular function (GO): nucleotide binding
Source: RefSeq, a predicted model, not a curated record
CAGACCUUCCCAGAGUUAUUCAAACCGAAUAGCUGAAUCCCUCAUCGUCAUUCUUUUCUUGGCAUUCCUCUUCAAGCGUGCUUCCCCUUCUUCGUUCUUCUGCUCACUGUUUCUGCAUCUGUUUUCUUCUCACAUAUCUGAAAGUCUCUGAAACAUGUCUGGGGAAGAGGAAGAAAACGCCGCAGAGCUCAAAAUUGGAGAUGAGUUUUUGAAGGCAAAGUGCUUAAUGAACUGUGAAGUUUCCUUGAUUCUUGAGCACAAGUACGAGCAGCUUCAACAGACAUCUGAUGAUCCCAUGAAUCAAGUUUCUCAGGUAUUUGAAAAGUCAUUGCAGUAUGUGAAGCGAUUCAGCCGCUAUAAAAAUCCAGAUGCUGUUAGACAAGUUCGAGAAAUACUUGCAAGAUAUCAAUUGGCUGAGUUUGAGUUGUGUGUCCUUGGCAACCUUUGCCCGGAAACUGUGGAGGAAGCUAUUGCUAUGGUUCCAUCUAUCAAGACAAGAGGACGGGCUCAGGAUGAUGAAGCAAUUGAGAAAAUGUUGAAUGACUUGUCAUUGAUUAAGAAAUUUGAAUAGAAAUUUCUUAAAGUGGGAGUAUGAUACAACGUAACUUAUACCAUAUCACGUCGCCUGAUGCAAGCAAAACAUUCUCGUGGUUUGUAUUACAGAAACCCUGGAUAAUCUAGUUUUCUGUGACUAUCUAAGAAGGAUUUUGACACAUGCACUGGUGUAUGAAAGUGGCUUGUGUGGUUAGUGUGUUGCUAUAGCCUUCUUUUUAUUGAGACUUGAUGUAAGUCUUGGUUCCUACGAAUGUACAUGUCCUAGAGUUAAUAGUCGUCGUUACUGAACAAAUUUUGGCAUUUGUUAAGAGUGCUCAAACCCAAAAGUCUUUGCAAUGCC